GAGUGCAGGGACAGGAAGCUAGAACCUGUGCCGUCUUGUUUCCCCUCAGCUUUGGUAUGGAGUAACUCGUCAAACUUCAUGUGGACAAACUCGAGGGGAUAUAUGGUUUUCUUCCUGAGUUCAGCAGGAGAUGGCACUGCAGAGUCGUAGGUCUGAGCCGGUUGGUAAUGAAAGCUUGGAGGACUGGAAGUUCAUUGGCGCAGGGGGAUUUGGUAAAGUCUACAAGGCCAGGCACAAGGACUGGGGGUUUGACGUGGCCAUUAAGUUAAUUCAUCAUGCUGAUGGUGCCGUCAUGUCACUGUGUCAGGAGGCUAAUCACAUGGAUGAAGCUGCCUGUCCGUAUGUGCUGAGGCGUUGUGGAAUUUAUGAGGGAUACCCACCAAAAGGAGGUCCGUCCAUGCAACGGGGAAUAGUCAUGGAGUUCAUGGGAAGAGGAUCUAUUCAGACCCUGCAGAAGGACCUGUCUGGCCCUCCGCCGUGGCCCCUGGCCUUCCGCUUCGCCCACCACGUGGCUCUAGGAAUGAACUUUCUCCAUCAGAAGAAAAUUUUGCACCAGGACCUAAAGCCAUGCAAUGUACUGCUAAAUGAUGACCUCAACGCCAAGGUGGCAGACUUUGGUCUGUCCAUGGUGUCCACCAGUGCUUUGACCAGCAACACAGAAAUGACAGGAGUGGUUGGAGGCUCAUAUAAGUACAUGCCUCCUGAGUCUUUUGAUAUAUCAUAUAAACCCGUUCGUGCUUUUGACGUAUACAGCUACGGUGUCCUUCUCUGGUCUAUUUUGAAUGGUGAAGAGCCUUAUCCAGCGGCUGAUCGUCCUCGUGUGGAACUGAGGAUCCCCAUGGGAGACAGACCUCCAUGUGAGACAAUUGAACAGAUGGAGGUAGAGGGGUUGAAAGACCUGAUUGACCUGAUGAAGAGGUGUUGGAAUGAGAAUCCAUCUGAGAGGCCAACCUUUGAAUGCUGCCGUGAAGUCACUGAAUCUGUGCUGUCACAGCACGAGAAGGAUGUUCCUGGUGCGGUCUAUCAAGUGUUGACACAAUUGGCGUCGCCACAGAGCCAUCAGCAUUUCAACAACAAUGUGGUAUUCAGGUCUGCUCCCCGGAUGCGAAAACAGUCAAAUGAUACCGUUGAUCAUCCCAUCCGAGUGAAGCAGAAUCCUGUCAGUGUUCCUACAAAAAAUCUGACUGUUGCAGACAAAGCCAAGUUCGUCGAUGAAAACCGGGCAGUUCUAAUACAAUCCGUUUCCGAGGUGUUGGCAAUAGCAGAAGAGCUUGGAGACAUGGUCCAUCCUGAAGCCUACUCUGCGAUUGAAGCUAAAACAACAAGCUAUGGCCAAAUGAGAGUCAUCUACCAAAAGACAUUACGUUCAGGAGGAGACGUGGUCAAAGCCGCCUUCUAUGACGCCCUUAAAAAACAUCACCCCAGGCUAGUGGAGAGGCCUGGUGGCUAAUUCCAAAGCAGUGGCGACCUUCCUGCACUUUGAGCACAAAAGUGUCAAAGACUUCCUCAGCUUCUUCCACUUUUUUAUACAAAAUGUAAAAUAUAUAUUUAUGUAUGUCGUCCUCAAAUUUAUUCAUACCCUCCCGUGAAAGAAGGGAGAAAAAAAAACAGUAGCUGUCACUGAGAUAAGUUGAUAUAACAAAAGUAAUAAUUAAUAAAAAAAUUUCGAAAAUCA
Molecule: messenger RNA, 1675 nt
Organism: Stegastes partitus (bicolor damselfish)
Lineage: Eukaryota; Metazoa; Chordata; Actinopteri; Pomacentridae
Product: receptor-interacting serine/threonine-protein kinase 3-like
Exons: 12
Coding region: 131-1450 (439 amino acids)
Biological process (GO): protein phosphorylation
Molecular function (GO): ATP binding; JUN kinase kinase kinase activity
Source: RefSeq, a predicted model, not a curated record